UGUGUGGAUUCCCCUUCAAUAAUCACAGUAUAAUGUAUACAGUGUUCUUGCAUUUAAUUUUGUUUCAUAACUGUUCCGCGUUUCUUCUUAAAUCAGUUGUAUAAAUACGUAACGUAACUCUCAAGCUAGCCUGCUGUAAUGUUUGACAACUUAGCGCACGGAAAUGGACAAGAGAUGCUAACUAGCCUCUAGCUAGCCAAUAGUACGUUGCUUUUAGCUGGUUUGACACAUUCUACAUUCCUGCUAAAAUUACACCUAACUCUGCAAUUUGGACAAGCCUAUAGUCAGCUUGUAUAUGUUAGCUCACUAAUCAGACUGUCAUUGAAGAUACGGUGUUAAUGGGGGCGGAGUGGUUAGUGUGAGAGAUGCAGCCAGCCCACAGAGAGGCCCCUGGGGCACGCCAGGCCAGCACCCCGUGACCCGCCUCUGCUUCCCUCCGUCUCUCUGGACACAAGGCGCGUUCCACACAGGCGUUCCGCCUGGCCUGCUAUGCAGAGGCCCCUGCGACAGCCAUGAGCUCUGCCCUGUGGAACCAGGAGAAGCCCGGCGGGGGCUUCCGGGAGGACUCGCGCUACUACAUGGUGGUGAAGGAGUGCACCAUGGAGAAGCCCCCGCAGAAGACCCUGAAGAUCCCGCGCGGGAGCAUCGGCCAGGCCUGCCAGGAGCGCAACAGCAUGGGCCGCACGCUGCCGCCGGGCAAGGGCAAGAGGAGCCUGCGCAUCGUGGACCAGACCAACGUGGUGCUGGGCUUCGACGAGAAGGACGUCUUGGAGCUGGACGAGAAGCUGGCCGAGCUGCUCUUCCCCAUCACCAACUGCGAGGAGCGCUACGCCCUGCUGUGCAACAAGCCCCGGCUGGAGCGCGCCCGCGACAUCGACUGCGGCUCCAAAGUGCGCGUGCAGCUGCGCUCGGGCACCGACCCGCUGCCCGGGGUGGUCCGCUUCAAGGGCUCGCUCAUCCCCGAGAGGACCCUCUCCGGCAUCUGCUUCGGAGUGGAGCUGCUGGAGGAGGGCCGGGGCCAUGGCUUCACAGAGGGCUCCUACCAGGGCAAGCAGCUGUUCCGCUGUGAGGAGGAGUGUGGCGUGUUUGUGGCCCUGGACAAGCUGGAGCUGUGGGAGGAUGAGGAGGAGCUGGAGGACCUGGAGAUGGACCACAUGACCCUGGUGGACCCCGACUUCCCGCAGAUCGAGAUCAACUCCCGUGUGAUGGUGAAGACCACCGAGGGCCUGGAGCGCGGGACCGUCAUCUUCUACGACCUGUUGCCAGGCAACGAGAGCCUGGGCUGCUAUGUGGGCGUGGACAUGGACGACCCGAUCGGGGACUGGGACGGCACGAUUGACGGGAAGCUGCUGUGUAAUUUCGCCAGCGUGGAGCACACUCGUCUCGUCCCCGUUUGUGAAGUGAUGCCAGAGUUCGCCAUGCCGGACCAGCGCUUGCUGAAGCACAGGGGCAGCGGUAAUGGUGGCGACAAGCCCUCCUCCGCCCAGAACAAGCCAAAGAACAAAGGAUUAGGUCUGCAGUGUGGAAAUAGAAGCAAGUCUGAGUUUUAUUACACUUUAAAUGGCAGCUCUGUUGAUCACCCACCACAAUCCAAAUCCAAAAGCACAUGGUACAUUGAUGAAGUCGGGGAAGACCCCGCCAAGUCCCUCACCGAGACGCCCCCCGACUUCAACCAGAUGUCCCCCCCGUCCCGGGCCCCGCCGCCCGCCUCGCUGUCCGGCGAGAACAAGUUCCACUCGCUGCCCUUCAGCCUGAGCCGAAAGACCGGCCCCAAUGGCAGCAUGAGCCACAGCCCGCUCUCCCUGUCCGUGCAGUCCGUCAUCGGGGACCAGCACGAGCCGGGGCCCCCGCCCGCGCCCUCCGGGCCCCGCAGCCAGUACGGCCUGGAGGUGGGCUCCCUGGUGGAGGUGAAGGAGAACCCGCCCCUGUGCGGGGUCAUCCGCUGGGUGGGGCAGCCGCCCGAGCUCAUGGAGCCUCUCGCCGGGCUGGAGCUGGAGGACGAGUGCGGAGGCUGUACGGACGGCACCUUGAAGGGCACGCGCUACUUCUCCUGCCCGCCCAAGAAGGCCCUGUUCGUCAAGCUCAAGUGCUGCCGGCCGGACUCGCGCUUCCCCUCCCCACACCACUCCUCCAACCCCAUCGAGCGCUGCAACUCCAUCGCAUUCGGGGGUUAUCUCAGUGAGGUCGUUCAGGAGAACACUCCGCCACGCACAGAGAACGACGGUCUGGAGGUGAUGGUGGGGAAGAAGAAGGGCAUUCAGGGCCACUACAACUCCUGCUACCUGGACUCCACUCUGUUCUGCCUGUUCUCCUUCAGCUCGGUCCUGGACACGGUCCUCCUCAGGCCUCGCUCCAAGACCGACGUGGAGUAUUACAGGGAGACCCAGGAGCUCCUGCGCACUGAAAUAGUCAACCCCCUGCGCAUACACGGCUACGUGUGUGCCACCAAAGUGAUGAAGCUGAGGAGGAUCCUGGAGAGUGUGGAGGCCGCAUCAGGCUUCACGUCUGAGGAGAAAGACCCAGAGGAGUUUCUCAACAUCCUGUUCAACCACAUAUUACGGGUAGACCCCCUUCUAAAACUUAGAUCAGCAGGGCAGAAGGUCCAGGACUGCUACUUUUAUCAGAUUUUUAUGGACAAGAAGGACAAGGUUUUCGUCCCCACCAGUCAGCAGCUCCUGGAGUGGUCCUUCAUCAACAGCGAUCUUAAGUUUGCCGAGGCUCCGUCCUGCCUUAUAAUCCAGAUGCCUCGCUUUGGUAAGGACUUCAAGAUGUUCAACAAGAUCUUCCCAUCUCUGGAGCUGGACAUCACUGACUUACUUGAAGACACUCCGCGGGAGUGUCGAAUCUGUGGGGGCCUGGCCUUCUACGAGUGCAGGGAGUGUUACGAAGACAGCGACAUCACCGCCGGCAAAAUCAAGCAGUUCUGUGAAAAGUGCAAUACCCAGGUUCACCUCCACCCCAGGCGGAGGGCCCAUCGGCACGGGAAGCUCUCCGUUCCCAAAGAGCUGCAGGAGGGCGUGUGGCGGCAGGGAGCGUUCCCCCGCCAGCGGAUGGAGCUGUUCGCCGUGCUGUGCAUAGAGACCAGUCACUACGUGGCCUUCGUCAAGUACGGCAGCGCGGACUCCGCCUGGCUCUUCUUCGAUAGCAUGGCGGACCGCGACGGGGGGCAGAACGGCUUCAACAUCCCCCAGGUGUCCCCCUGCCCAGAGGUGGGGGCGUACCUGAAGAUGACCCCCGAGGAGCUGCACGCUCUCGACCCCAAAAACAUCCAGGGGUUCGCCCGGCGUCUGCUGUGUGACGCCUACAUGUGCAUGUACCAGAGCCCCACCAUGAGCCUGUACAAAUAGCCCCAGAGACACAGGCCCGUGGAGCCCCCAUCAGGGGCACAGGACACCCAGCCCCCGGCCUCAGCCCAGUCUCCGUCCCUGCGUCUGAGGCUGAGGGGAGAGGGAAGGAAAAAGCCUAUUGCACUGUGCAUUUGUUGGAGUGUUAUUUGUUGAUGUUUCCCCACCCCCACCCCACCCCCCAGUGGACAGAGCCGUGUUGUGUAGAUUCUCCUGUUUCCCCUCAGUUUCCCCGGCGUCUCCGUAGGCCUGGCUGAGCAGGCCUGGUCUCCCCCCCGCCCGCCCGCCCGCACCGCGGGGAGCCUGAUGAAUAUUCACACUACGGAGCGGAAGGAGGUACGCGGGUUCUGGAUGAACAGGUCCGAGAAACAAACAGACGAAGAGACACUCACCUAAUGGGGCGACAGAGGGCCCGUUGUUCUCUCAGCUGGUCUCGCGCUGCGCCCAGUUACUGAUUAACCAGGGCCUGGGGAGGAGGAGGAGGAGGGUCGGGCAGGCCCGCACUAAAGCUUUUAUUACUUAAAAAAACGUUAGCAGUAAACGCUGAGGUCUCUGCUCAUUACAGGUCAUGUAGAAGGCUUAAUUCGGCCCUCGGCUCUUACAAGUCUGUCUCGUGUUCAUCGUCGAAGCUUGAAACUAGGAUUACUUGUUUAAAAAAAAAAAAAAAAAAAAAAAGGAGAAAAAAAAUUAUAAAUAAAAGAAAGAAAAAAAACCUUAUUUAUGCACUGUUUAAAUGUAAUUAUUUUGUCAUGCAGUAUAUAAUUUGCGUUGAUAGCAAAAAAAAAAAGCAUACGCAAUGUCCCUGGCACAUUUGUAAAAGAAAAUAUAUUGUGUUGGUGUAUUGCUCACGAUUGAGGGGUUGUGAUGUAGAGUUACAGUAAAGAGAGUUUAUUAAACGGCACAGUGUGACCUUAAAUCAGGGCUCCAUUUCAUUCCUCACCCCACAGAGUGUUACUGCUUUCAGUGAGUGGGAAGUCCACUGCAGUGUGCCAUGAUGGGAAGCUUGUGAAAAGGCUUUACAGUGUAGGAAUCAUGGGAAAUGUUUUAGCACUUGCUUUAAGCCCAUAAACUAAAUUUAAACUAAAUCAGGCAGUGAUGUUAGUCUGUAUACAUGUAAUCUGUCCUUGAGGUGCAUCUGCACCUAGCAGAUCAAAUUUUCAGGGGUGAAGGCCUUCAUGCGUUUUAAUGUGUGUUUAUUUUAUUUUAAAUUUUUUUGUUAUUUAAAUACAAAAUUUUAUUUUUUGACUGAAUUUUUCCAAUGCAGAACUAUUGCAUAAAUGUAAUAAGUGAACAUAAUUACCCAAAACUACACUUGAUUGUGGAGCAAGUGACCAUUUAACUAGUCAUUUGCUUUUAAGGUAUACAUUUUUUUGCGUUCUUUGUUAAAAAGGAGAAGUCUGUUCUGCCGAGCCCAUAGUAUGCAAUGCCUAGUUAAAGAAUAAACGAAUAAUAUAAGGAGUUUGACCAAAUCACAGCUUGAAGCCAAAUUGUUGAGUGUUGCUGUGUGAAGUGGGCUGUUAUUCUGAAUACUGUGUGUGGCAGGGUGGUCUCGCCCUCACCUCCCUCAGAUGAGAAUGUUGAGCGGUCACCUUGCAGUCCUCAGCAUUUGCCUCCUUAGACAUCAUUGCUUUGGGAAAAAAAGCAGUGUGACCACUGCAUGAGCAACAACGAAACCGGCCUUUUCCUGUCGGGCAGUUUGAAAGCUUAGACUAACAUGGUUAUUGACCAUAAAUGGGGGCAACUUCCUGUUUUUUAUUUUUAUUAUUUUUUUUUUUUCUUCCUGCUGUAGCGUACACUCCGUACGGGUGAACAAGAUCAUGUCAUCCUCUGCCUUGCAAUUCCUCCUGCGGUUACCUUUUAAAUUGCUGUUAUUGUGGAUACUAAUUUGUGCAAAGAACUGUUGUAGCAUCAUGUUCAUCACUUGUAAAUAUGGUGAGUAUAUGGGGACAUAUUUUUAUGGUAGCCUUAAAGGCUCUGAGAUGAACACAGGGGAAGGACUUGUACAUCCUGUAUAAACGUUAAACCCAAAUGUACAUUGUUAAUAUCUGCGUCCUUCAGUGCUGUUCUCUUAAAUGUUAACUAAAUAAAGCUUUUUUGUUUGUU
Conger conger (European conger) is the source of this 5447-nucleotide messenger RNA. RefSeq names its product cylindromatosis (turban tumor syndrome), a (gene cyld). The record is from RefSeq and is a predicted model, not a curated record. Gene Ontology annotation, cellular component: cytosol. Gene Ontology annotation, molecular function: cysteine-type deubiquitinase activity; K63-linked deubiquitinase activity. Lineage: Eukaryota; Metazoa; Chordata; Actinopteri; Anguilliformes; Congridae. Gene Ontology annotation, biological process: positive regulation of extrinsic apoptotic signaling pathway; regulation of intrinsic apoptotic signaling pathway; regulation of mitotic cell cycle. Bases 513 to 3347 code for a protein of 944 amino acids. The transcript has 17 exons.